AUGGCUUCACCAGCUACCUCAACAAAUCCGGCGAAGCGCAAGAAACCAAAUUCGAUUCGCGCAGAUGCAACUGGGCCGUCGAGGAAGACUGCUACAAAUGCAAGGCGCCCGGGUCCAAAGAGCAAGAGGAAGAACGAACCAGUGGAGGAGGAACACGAGGACUCAGACGCUCAUGAGGUAGCGAUGGAGGAUGCGAACGAAUCUGGAGAAGAGGACGUAGACAUGGAGGAGGAGGAACCCAGACCGGCGAAACGGGCGAAACAACCUGCCUCAGGCAGGUCUGCACCAACCGCCGCGGGCCAAUCGAAGGGAAAAGGCAAAGCAUCUGUCGCCACUAUCAAGAAACCUAAUCCUAAAUCUUCGGGGAACGGGAAGCAGGUCGAGGUGCUUGAGGCGGACGAGGAAGAGGAGGAGGAAGACGGUAUCGCUGCGGCGUACAACAGGGCCAAUGCCUCGAAUGCAGACAAGGCACGGAAACCUACAGCGAGCAGGCAACAACAGUCGAAAUCGACACAGGAAACCAAAUUGCUGAAGGAGAAUGCUCGAUUAAAGGAGGAAGUCCAGAGGUUAAGCAGUCACCUAGCAGACAUGAAGGCCAAGUUUGAGGAGCUGAUCAAUAUAAGGGAAACGGAACCCGAAGCACUGUUAAGGGAACAGGACGCCCAGUUUCAAACACAACUUCAAGCCCAAAAGGAUCUUAUCUCUGACCUACAUGCACAACUCGCAAAGAAGGAACCUCUGCUUCGGCAUACCUCUGGGAAGCGAGCUGCCAUUAACUUGCUGACUCGAGAGGAGGCGGAUGAAGAAAUCAAGAACUACAAGAUCCAAGUUCAAAAUUUGAAGCACGAACUCGGUGAAACAAAGCGAGUCGUUACUUCCAAGGAGAAGGAUAUUGAAGGGCUACAGCAAGAAAUCAAGGAGAUCCGCUUCGAGCUUAAGACCGAGAUAGAGAGAGGCAAGACACUGGCCGCGCGCCCAGCAGCCCCCUCUUCUGUCAAUCGCAAUGGUCCAAUGGCAUCGGGAACGAAUGAAGUACAGUCAACGAAGGUCAUUAGACUGUACGAGGACUUGACGAAUGUCCUCAUUUCUGGUGUCAAAUGUGCAAAGAACACAUAUGGUGCCGAGGACUGGACGUUCAACUGCGUCUAUACGCACACUGACCCGCUGCAGCCCGAGCUCGACGGUGGACCUUCUCCAUCCCUAAACUUCCUUCUCCGCUUCUGCAACGAACCCCCUGCUGGCCAGCCAUAUAAACCCGGCAUGAAGCUGACCGAAAUCAUUCAUUUCCAACCACUGGAACUGGACAAAGAGACGCCUGAAUUCAUCGAAAAACUGGGUUUCCUGAAGAAUCCAUUCUCUUUCAAUAAAGGACAAUUAGCUCUCCUUGUCAAGACAUUGAGCGAGGCACUGGGUGACUCUGAUGACGGCGACGACGACGAUGACGAUGAUAUGGAAACGUAGUCUUGUAUUUCCUUCCACCCUUCUGCGAUACCCCUCCGCCACUUCUUCCGUUUACUUUAUUCAGUAGUCUCACGGUUCAUGUAGUUAGUAGUCUCUUGGUUGUCUAUAAUCUACUGGAUUUCUCCUCCUA
Molecule: messenger RNA, 1591 nt
Organism: Coprinopsis cinerea okayama7#130
Lineage: Eukaryota; Fungi; Basidiomycota; Agaricomycetes; Agaricales; Psathyrellaceae
Exons: 5
Coding region: 1-1461 (486 amino acids)
Biological process (GO): attachment of mitotic spindle microtubules to kinetochore; meiotic sister chromatid segregation; homologous chromosome segregation
Cellular component (GO): chromosome, centromeric core domain; nucleolus; monopolin complex
Molecular function (GO): microtubule site clamp
Source: RefSeq, a predicted model, not a curated record